AUGAGCGCACUCUCGACGAUUAAAUGUGUGGUCGUAGGCGACGGUGCUGUUGGAAAGACUUGCCUUCUCAUCUCAUAUACAACAAAUGCCUUUCCGGGAGAAUACAUUCCGACGGUGUUUGACAACUACUCGGCCAAUGUCAUGGUCGAUGGCAAGCCCGUCUCACUGGGGUUGUGGGACACGGCUGGACAGGAGGACUACGACCGGCUGCGCCCGCUGUCGUACCCGCAAACCGACGUGUUCCUCAUCUGCUUCAGCCUUGUGUCGCCGCCGUCAUUUGAGAAUGUGCGCACAAAGUGGUGGCCCGAGAUCAGCCACCACGCACCCAACAUUCCCAUGAUUCUCGUUGGCACCAAGCUCGAUCUCCGCGACGAUCCAGAGACGACGGCGAAGCUCCGGGAUCGGAGGAUGCUCCCGAUCAGCUACCCGCAGGGCAACCAAAUGGCGCGCGACAUUGGCGCGACACGAUACCUCGAGUGCUCCGCCCUGAGCCAGGUCGGGUUGAAGGGCGUCUUUGACGAGGCCAUCCGGAGCGUUUUGGCCCCUGCGCCCGUCAAGAGCAAGAAGCGAAAGAACUGUAUGAUUCUCUAA
Molecule: messenger RNA, 591 nt
Organism: Acaromyces ingoldii
Lineage: Eukaryota; Fungi; Basidiomycota; Exobasidiomycetes; Exobasidiales; Cryptobasidiaceae
Exons: 4
Coding region: 1-591 (196 amino acids)
Biological process (GO): small GTPase-mediated signal transduction; cortical cytoskeleton organization; establishment or maintenance of cell polarity
Cellular component (GO): cell projection; cell cortex; plasma membrane
Molecular function (GO): GTPase activity; GTP binding; protein kinase binding
Source: RefSeq, a predicted model, not a curated record